AUAGUUGUAUUUAUUAAUCGUAACUGGUGUGGUUGUCUUUAAAUAAAUAAGUUUCUGAAUAUUUUGUUACAAAAAUUAAAAUGGGUUUCGGAGUUUUAAUAAACAAGAAUUUCUAUUUACUAAUAUUCAUUGGUCUACAGAAUGCUUUUGCCCAAUUGCCGACUACUGAACUGCACCCAGGUGAUAAAAUCAGCACGUGUCCAAUGAAAUUGGAUAAAUGCAGAAUUGUCAAUGAGUAUCCGCUUUUGAUAAAAGGAGAAAAGGGUGAACCAGGCUCUCAAGGGUUGACAGGGCCAAUCGGAUCUCAUGGAUUACCUGGCCCCGUCGGACCUCCCGGGUUACCUGGACUGCCUGGAGCUAGUUUGUGUAAAAUAGCACUUAAAGAAGAAACCUAUGGUUCGGAAGGAACUUCCGGCUUUGAGGAGCCGACUAACAGCAAAACAUGUAAUAUUGCAAAAACAGAGGUCAAGAGUGGAAACUAUACAACAGGUUUAGCAUCGGGCUACUUUAAAAUUUACUGUAAUAUGACAACCAGAGAAACUUGCAUUCGUAGAGAAAAUAAAACCGAUAUUUAUGAGUACAAUGUUGAAAAAGGAACUUUUUGGUUGAGCAGUGUUGGAAUUCACUUAAGUGAUAUCUAUGAGCUGAAUCAACAACAAGUAUCGUGGCUUCAGUCUAUGUCGAUGUUCUCAGUUCGUCAAACCUUGAAAUACCAUUGCAUUGAUUCCGUACCAUACCCUAAGUAUAAUACGUCGUCGGCGAUAAAGUUAUUGACGUGGAAUGACGUUAUCAUUGAAGCGUACCCUACGAAAGAAACUCCAUUUUUUUAUUCAGUUCCUCCAGAAACUGAUGGAUGUGUGGAAGGAGGCACAGAAUGGAGCAGCACUAUCAUUGAAAUCAGAAGUACGUAUGUUAACAGACUGCCAAUAAGAGACGUAUGGAUCGGGGAUGUUCGAGGCCCAAACCAAAAAGUCUCUAUAGAAAGCGUCGAAAUCUGUUUUAGAUAAAAAUAAUGUCUCAUAAAAUACCUCUAAUAAAGAUUGAUAAGUAAA
Molecule: messenger RNA, 1052 nt
Organism: Trichoplusia ni (cabbage looper)
Lineage: Eukaryota; Metazoa; Arthropoda; Insecta; Lepidoptera; Noctuidae
Product: collagen alpha-2(I) chain-like
Exons: 10
Coding region: 81-1007 (308 amino acids)
Molecular function (GO): extracellular matrix structural constituent
Source: RefSeq, a predicted model, not a curated record